Messenger RNA from Lactuca saligna, 579 nucleotides. The record is from the annotation of a GenBank genome assembly. Lineage: Eukaryota; Viridiplantae; Streptophyta; Magnoliopsida; Asterales; Asteraceae.
AUGCUACACACUUCUCAUGAAGAUGACCAUAAUGCCCCUAGCCUUCUGUCUCCGUUUCUCCAACCUUGCACCACUAGUCAGGACUUCCAUGGACUAGCCUCGUUCUUUGGGAAAAGAUCAAUGUCGUAUGCCACAGAACUAUGUGAUCAAGAAACCAAGAACGGAGAAGAAGAAUUAUCAGACGAUGUAUUACUUGGAGCUGCAAGGGAACUUGGGCUUCAACCAAGACAGAUCGCAAUUCGGUUUCGGAACAGAAGGGCAAGAUGGAAGACAAAGCAAUUGGAAAAAGACUAUGAUGUUCUCAAGAAUCAGUUUGAAGCCAUCAAGACUCAAAAUGAUUCACUUUUGUCUCAAAAUUACAAGCUUCAUGCUGAGGUAUUGGCACUUAAGAACAAGAAUUCAACAGAAUUAAUCAACCUCAACGUCAAAGAAAAAGAAGGAUCUUGCAGCAACAGAAGUGAAAACAGCUCUGAGAUCAAACUAGACAUCUUAAGAACACCAGCGACUGAUAGCCCAUCAUUUCACACCACCACCACCAUCAUAAUUCAAUCCCUAAUCUCUUUCCAUCCUCCAUUGUAG